AUGAUCAAGCAGGCCCCAAAUCGCAUUUGCUUCGGCAUCCUAGUGCCGUCCUCCAACACGGUGCUGGAGCCUCUCUCGCAACAGAUCAUCUCUCAGCUGGAGAAUGUCUCGGCCCAUUUCGCGCGCUUUCGAGUGCUCAAAAUCGCCCUGGACCCCGACGCCCUGGCACAAUUCGACAACAGCGCCAUCAUCGAGGCCGCCCGCCUGCUCGCGGACGCCAAAGUCGACGUGAUCGGCUGGAGCGGCACCUCCUCAGGGUGGCUCGGCUUCGACGCCGACGUGAAGCUCUGCGAGGAGAUUACGGCCGCCACCGGCAUCCCUGCCACGACGUCGGUGCUCGGCCUCAAUCGACUCAUCAAGCGGCUGGGGGUUACACAGAUGGGCCUGCUGACCCCGUACACCGACGACGUGCAGUCGGCGAUCAUCGAGAAUUACCGUGGGCUGGGCGUGGACUGCUCACUGGAACAUCAUCUAGGCCAGUCUGACAAUCGGGGAUUUGCCGCCGUUUCAGAGAAGACGCUCGACGACGGGUUCUGGCAGCUCGCACAGAAGGGAGUCGGGACCAUCAGCGUCUUCUGCACGGGUCUCAAGGCGGCCCACUUGGUGGACCGGUGGGAGGCCAAAGCUGGUGGUGGUGUCACGGUGUUGGACACGGUGGCGACGGUGCUGUGGGAUAUGUGCCGCAUCGCGGGCGUGGAUACGAGGUCGAUCCAGGGCUGGGGGGUGCUGUUCCAACAUUGUUGA
This is a messenger RNA of Fonsecaea erecta, 744 nucleotides long. RefSeq lists its product as hypothetical. Bases 1 to 744 code for a protein of 247 amino acids. The transcript has a single exon. The record is from RefSeq and is a predicted model, not a curated record. Lineage: Eukaryota; Fungi; Ascomycota; Eurotiomycetes; Chaetothyriales; Herpotrichiellaceae.